Messenger RNA from Penicillium expansum, 1113 nucleotides. RefSeq lists its product as uncharacterized. The coding region runs from base 1 to 1113 and encodes 370 amino acids. NCBI's taxonomy places the organism in Eukaryota, Fungi, Ascomycota, Eurotiomycetes, Eurotiales, Aspergillaceae. The transcript is spliced from 4 exons. The record is from RefSeq and is a predicted model, not a curated record.
AUGUCGACCUACGAAAUCGAACACAACACCACCGACCCCUCAACGGCCACCAACGCACGCCGCUGCCGCCCCGACCUCUCCACAUUCUUCUCAACCCUGUCCCAGAUCACUCCAGCUCCCGACCACAGACCCCAUGCAGUCCCCGUGCCAGGAGAUGUGAGCGCAGCAUUCUUCUCUCUCGCAGAGGCGUUGGAUAUGAUGCGGCGCGAGGCCGAUUCCGCGCCGCACCCGGACGCGCAGGAGGGCACCGAUAACGCCGACUCAGAUACCGGUCGCGAUCUGUUGACCACGAUGAUCCAGUCGCUACUCGCACAGGCAGAUACGCCGCCGCGGGAGGUGGAGGGUGUUGAUGAGGAAUUCUGUGAUACGCUCGAACGUGUUCCCAAAGCGUCCCUCAAACCAGCUGAUACCUGUCCUAUCUGCAACAAUCCCUUCAUGGAAGAUGCCUACCCGCUCGUCGUCCAGCUGCCCUGCCACCCGACACACCGCUUCGAUCUCGAGUGUGUGCGGCCUUGGCUGCGGCUGCGCGGGACGUGUCCGCUUGACCGUAUCGACUUUGCGAAGCAAUUGAGAGAUAAGGUGGAGGCGAAGAAGAAGCUUGUUGAGGAGGAUGAGGAGGAGGAAUGGGAUGACAGCGACUUCACGCGCGAAGUAUCACACAUUACCAGGGUAUUUUCUCCUCCCAUUCACCCCUGUGCAACUACAUCUACAUACUCGCUUACUUCCCAGGUUACCAUUUCCACGUUUAGAUACCCGAACCACCUUCUUUUGGAAAUCAAGAUACUUACCAGUGAGUAUCCCAGCCCCCUUCAUCGUACCACCACAAUGUCAUCACCAAUGGAGACCCUCGCCCUCGUUUUCUUUUUUCUCAUACUGGGACUGACGAUCAUGAUAAUCAUGAUUCUCGUCAAGGAGUGGACCGAGUACCAAGCUAUGCAGUUUUGGCCGAAACUGCGUAGUACUCGCACUCUCGAUCUGGAGUCGGGCCUCUAUUUAAUAGAGGAAAUCAAGGAACUGACAUGGCGCGUCGAGCAGAUGGAAACUGAUAUUGGUCGCAAGUUCCAGCUUGCUGGAUACUUGUCUGAAUACCAUGAUCAACCCCCAUCUCCUUAA